Molecule: messenger RNA, 5966 nt
Organism: Colletes gigas
Lineage: Eukaryota; Metazoa; Arthropoda; Insecta; Hymenoptera; Colletidae
Gene: exd
Product: homeobox protein extradenticle
Exons: 8
Coding region: 1563-2870 (435 amino acids)
Biological process (GO): neuron development; embryonic organ development; regulation of transcription by RNA polymerase II
Cellular component (GO): nucleus
Molecular function (GO): RNA polymerase II cis-regulatory region sequence-specific DNA binding; DNA-binding transcription factor activity, RNA polymerase II-specific
Source: RefSeq, a predicted model, not a curated record
CACGAAGUUCUAUCAUUUUAUUCGCACAGCAUUCAGUAAGGCUAGAUUACGAUUAUCCAUUUGGUUUUGAUUAUUUUUUCGGUAAAACUCUGUAGAAUAAUGACGUAAACUCUUAAAUGAAACGUUAGUGGUGAAGGAAAAAAAAAGAAGUCGAAGGAAUGGGCGGAGUUUGCGCCUGUCGGGAUACAAGGUAAAAGACGUAAAUUUGUUUAUAUAUUUUCCAAGGGAUUUACGGACGGUGUAUCGAAGGAUCAGUUUUGAUACAUUUUUAUCAAGGUUCGGGGAAAUUUGAAACGUACGCGGUACAGGUUAAGGAGAACGGAUUACGAAAAGCGACGAGGUCGCGUCGUAAAUAAAGUGGAUGCGCACGCGGACAAUAACACGAUAGAGCGAGCGAGGAACACGCUUUGGCCGGAGAAAGAAGGAAAUGAAUCGAACGCUCUGAUUGGUCGAGGCGGCUAUAAUGGCCGCCGAUUGGCGCACGCACGCACCCACACCAAGCACUCUAUAUGCACACAGACGCAUGUACACGCGUGUGCAUCAGGAGCGUACCAGUCGCUCGCGGCCGAGAAGAGUGAAAAGAGCGACAGAAACGGUCGGUCCGCGCGUUGCCUUGUAAGGCGGAGGGAGAGUUGGUGUGUGACGUCCGUGCGCGGAUGGCUCGAAGAACGCCGAUUUUCCUCAGCUUCUACAACGUAUCCUUGCCAAGCGAAGGAAGGAGCGAGUGAAAGGAGAGUGCAUGCGGCCCGGGCACGACGCCGACCGUCGACACAAUCGUGUAUACGUAAAAUCCGACAAUCCGUCAAGUUUAAAGCUGCCGAAGCUGCACCGUUUUUAUCAUCCUCGUAGUGUGUAUACCAAUCUAGAAACCGAUUAUUAGUCACGCAACGUGGAAUGCUCCUAAGGCAAAGAAGACAAGAUACGAAGACAAAGCUGUAACAGAAGUAAAAGGGGUAACGAAGGGCAUCCAGAAAGGUAGAGGCAGAAUGAAAGCGUGAGCGAGCAAGCGAGAGACGAAAAGUGAUCAAGAGAAGCGAGAACGAGUUAAAACGCGAAACGAGAUACGUAAGAGACAAAGGCCACGGCGGCAUAACCUCCAAGCGACCCGAUCGUGCCGCGCAUUAUAGGAAUUCCUUGUCUUUGUGGAUCGCCCCGAAGGAGUAUUUGGUACACAUUAUUUACGAGAGAUUAUAUUUUUACAAGUGCAUGCCUGCUGCCUGGGCUUCCAUAUAUGAAGUGUCGCACGAGUGAGAGGGAGAGAGAGAGCGAGAGAGAAAGAAAGAGAAAGAGAGUGAGAGAGAGAAAGAGAGAGAGCACGUGCAUGGAACGUAUUUCCUCCAAGUACUGGAGUCGUCGCCGUCAUUGUUAAGUGAAAGAGCGGGACGGUUGUUUCUACGAUCGUGUUUUUCCGCGACACCUGGUAUACGAUAGACCAUAGUCCGCGAGUGUUGUCUGCUGCGUGAACGAAUUCAUUCUUGCGACGGCACAAAGAAACCAAGAAAAAGACAAGAAAAGAAGAGGAGGGACGGCGGAUAAUAUUCCCAGUGUGUAGUCCACGGUUGAUGGAUGAAACUAGCAGGAUGUUGCAACACGGUGGAUCAGGUGUUGGUCUAAUGGGAGGGAACCAGGGCCAGGGGGCCCAAAAUACCGCCGGGUACGGAAGCAUGGGUCCCGUCGAUGGAACCGCGUCACAGGGUCCGGAUCAGGCUGCCGAAGCUAGGAAGCAAGAUAUCGGUGAAAUACUUCAACAAAUCAUGAACAUCACCGAUCAGAGUUUGGACGAGGCACAAGCAAGGAAACACACCUUGAACUGUCACAGAAUGAAGCCGGCCCUGUUUUCGGUUUUGUGCGAGAUCAAGGAGAAAACAGUGAUUUCGUUACGAAACACUCAGGAAGAGGAGCCGCCAGAUCCGCAGUUAAUGAGGUUGGACAACAUGUUGAUCGCGGAGGGAGUUGCCGGGCCGGAGAAGGGCGGCGGAGCGGGGGCGGCGGCAUCAGCGUCGGCGGCUGCAGCGGCCGGACCACCUGGACAACCUGACAACGCCAUCGAACAUUCGGACUACAGAGCCAAGCUCGCUCAAAUCAGGCAGAUCUACCAUCAGGAGCUGGAGAAAUACGAACAGGCGUGUAACGAGUUCACGACCCACGUGAUGAAUUUGCUGAGGGAACAGAGCCGUACCAGGCCGAUCACGCCGAAGGAGAUCGAGAGGAUGGUGCAGAUCAUUCACAAGAAAUUCUCGAGCAUCCAGAUGCAGUUGAAACAGUCCACCUGCGAGGCCGUCAUGAUCCUCAGGAGUAGAUUCCUCGACGCGAGGCGUAAGAGACGAAACUUCAGCAAACAGGCCUCGGAAAUCCUGAACGAAUACUUUUAUUCGCACCUCAGUAAUCCUUAUCCGAGCGAAGAGGCCAAGGAAGAGCUCGCGCGAAAAUGCGGCAUCACCGUGAGUCAGGUUUCCAAUUGGUUCGGCAACAAGAGGAUACGCUACAAGAAAAACAUAGGUAAAGCACAGGAGGAGGCGAACUUGUACGCAGCCAAAAAGGCAGCUGCAGCUUUUGCAGGAGCGUCGCCGUACAGUAUGGGUGGCGCCAGCCAGGGCACACCGACGCCGAUGAUGUCCCCGGCGCCUCCCGGCGGGCCCCAAGACAUGGCCGGAUACGGAAUGGGCAUAAACGGUAGCGACUAUGGCUCGCAACCGUACAACGACGGCUCCAUGGGCUACGAUCCUAUGCAUCAGGGCAAGGCAUUGGCUGGGGGGCCAGGCGCGGCGGGAUGGAUGCAACAACGCGAGGCGGUGCCGGAAUUUCCGCCACUCCACGAUUCAGCGGACUCUGAUUCCGACCGAGAGAAUGAAAAACGACCGCGCGUCUAAAGUUACUUUUGGAAUGUGCGAGCUAGUAUGGUAACGAACUUAAUAAAAACAGUAAAAAAAAAACACACUAACACACACACACAGACAGACAGAUACACACACACGGAAAAAGAGGAGAAACGAAGCAGAGUGUAUGUUAGAGGACGAGGAAAAACAAAGGUACACGCCACCGGGCAACAAGAACUACCAACACCGUCACUCGCCACUACCACCGAUACGCACACACUCCCGUCGACACUCACACACGCGCUGUUUGCGCGCACCUCCGAGCCACAUACAAGGAGAUAAUGUUCGUUGGUGUUCCUACGAUAAUUAAUAACGCUAGUUUCCGGUUUUCGAACAUUUUUCUCUUUUUUCUGUUGAGGGAGAAGGACGGGUGCGCGAAGAUGCGACGCUGAGCGCCACGCGCGGUUUCCGACGGUAUCACGGACGGGACGGCCAUUUUGCCAACCGUGUGCUGCUCGCUUGCGAUUUUCGUGACGGAAUCGUAGCUUCGGGAGCGAACGAAUCGAACGCGUGACCGGUGAAACGGUCUCGCGAGAACGGAACGAUUUUCUACCAGCGUUCGCAUCUUGUUCCGCGCGUCCUUCGAUCUUGUUACUUGAUCUUGCCUUAUCGAGCGACCGUGCGCGACCGUACGCGUCACGUAAUUACGAAGGAUUCAAAUAGCGAAGAGUUGAAAGGGGAUUAUAGGGAGCCGGAAAGAAAGGGAGAGAGUACGAGAGAGUGGAAAGGACGGCGAACGAUAAGAAUCGGCGUAGGCCAAUGUGCUCCUAAAGAACGUAGGUUCGCUUCUCUUUUAAGACAAUAUGACGGCGUACUGACGCCUAGCUAAGGAGAGAAAGGGAGAGAACGUACACGAAUCGACUAGUUUUUAUUUUUACAUAUGCUAUAUACACACACCUAGAUAGAUUUAGCUUGUACAGAUAUUUUUAUUCUUCCCCCCCAAAUCCUCCCCGAUGUUUUCUCUUCGAGUUCUUCUCACGAUAUUUCUUUUAAACACUUGACUUCGUUUUGCAACCACUUUUUACAUCGUAUUAUGUAUCCUUCCACUAUAUAUUCUUGCGUAGCGUAAUUUUUAUUGCUGGGUACGGAUUUAAAGGAACGAAACGUCGCACGUCGCGAACGCGGGAAUUUUUACUAAUCUCACUGCGAGAGACGCGUCGUUGAAACUUGGUAUUUUAUCGCAGGCAGUUUUAGCAAUUGACAAUUUACUCGUUUUUAAAUCUGACCCCAGCACGGGUGUAUCGUGUAAUGCUAGCGAAUGUUUCCUACGUUCAAUUAUGGUUUAAGUUCCGAGUUUUAAAUUUAGCUUCCGAGUUAUACUUUGCAGCGACACGCGGACGAUGUUUGCGUGCUGAUUUGUUCCCUUUCGUUUCGACGCGAGGACACCAUUCGCUUGUUCCGUGUAAAAAAAAACAAAAAAAAUGUAUUUAAUCCGUUGCGUCGAUGAGCAUUGACCAUUCUUUUCAAUGUUUUCCUCAAUUAUUAUUUAUUUCUGUAAACAUACGUAUCGAUCGUUUCCGAUUCGCGAGUGUCCUCGCUGCAGGAAGCGAGUCGUCAUCGUAUCCUUUGUUACGUUGAACAAUUGUGUGCAUGAUUGUACCCACGAGCGAACCGAGAACACCGAAGUCGAAUUCCCACUUUUCGUUCGUUUUUUGUAAACCAACGAUUCAGCACGAAAUCUUAUUAAAAAUUCGUUCCCUUUUACUAUGCCGUUUCUUUCUUUUUUUUUUUUGUCCGUUAAUUUCAUCACCCGACACACGCAGCGUCGAAUCCAGAAUAUCGGCCCCGUGCUCCGACCUGCUUGAAACGAGAGAGCACGAGACCUCGUCGACGAAUCGACGAAAAACAAGCUUUACGAGAAUCCCGGUUCGCGUUAGUUUCGAACGCGGUUCGGUUCACGCGGGGGGGUUGGGGGGCGGAAAAAACGUGUUCGGGGGUAAAAUAGAAGGCAGCUCGUAUCGCGCAAAUAAGAGAAGAAUCGCCGGGAGCGCAGAGGACCGAGCAUCGAAUUGGAAUUUUAUCGAUACCGCGCUUUUUCCAGACGAACGAAAAACAUACAGCCUUUCGAAAUCGCGGCGCAAACACGCGAUCCGACUGGAUUUGACGCUUGAAUUAUACGAUUGCGCCUGUCUACCCUUAGUUGGUCGUACGUACGUAGGUACAUAUGUAUUGUGUAUACGUAUACAUGUGUAUAAAAAUAUAUAUAUUCUAUACUUUCGUAUCUGUAUAAUCCGUGUGUCACCGUCACGAUGACAACUUUCAACCAUGAACUGGCCAGAGACGUAAGGAUUGCGUUCCGACCAAGUUUCCUUUCAACCGUGCCGCGUGCAUGAACAGUCGCCGGAAAGGUACAAAAUCAUUUCCAGGACAGGGACGAUACACGAUCGUCCGUAAUUGGCACGAAACGACGAGGAAUUGGUUCGGGGGACGAGUCGGGGGAACAAAUUUUUGCUCGGUUGUUCGCGCGACUGUGAUUCACGUUCGCGGUACACGGCCGGUGCUGUUUGCUUUCAGGAGCUGUCGCCUUGAAAUACUUAGAGGAAUCGCAAGAAGAAACGCAAAACAGACAAUUACGAGAGUCGGUACGAUGUAGGAAAAAAAAAACGCAUAUGUGUAAGACCGUAAAGAUGUAUCGUGAAAAUGCUCGCGCAAUCCGAUCACCUCACUAUCUGUGAUCCGAGGCUCGCCCAUACCCGGGCGGGUAAUACGAACUAAAAAAGAAAAAAAGAAAAAAAGAAAAUUGAAAAAAAAAAAAAACAAGUCGAUAUUAAGCUAUUAACGUUAUGUAAUAGAUAUUCUUCAAGCGAGAAGCGUUCACGUUCCCGCGGAGGACUCCGGGUUACCGAUCGAGGGCUAACGACCUAAUCGAAGUCGCGUCGCCCCCCGCGAAAUUAGACGGUAUCCCCGCGACGAGUAAAAAGCCUCUGGGUCUUUUUAUCGCUCGUCUCUUUCCCUUUUUCUUCGACGCUGUUGUACGAGAACAAAGCGUGAACGCUUCUGUGCAUCGACGCCACCUUUUCCCCUCUCAGCGUCCCAUCGAGCGAAGAUAGCCGAAAGAAACGAAACGACAAAAGCUAGAAAGAGCAUAUU